CUUAUUCUAAUUACAUUUGAAAAUCGAACGGUGCAAUUCCAUAAACGUUUUCUUCCGUCUACCCUCUAUCAAAAUGAGGUUCUACAUAUUUACCGCCGCGUUUGUAUUGGCUCUGGUUAUCAUCGAAUGUUCGCAUACCUUCCUGGGUACGAAUGUGUUGAGACAGCAGGUAUUCCACAAAAAUGUCAAGUACGGCUCCAAUAUGUUCAGGAAACGUGUUGAGUAUUUGAAUUUCACGAUGCCCGCUUUGUAUACCGGCAGAUCUAUUCAGGGUAUCCUCGCCUAUGACAAGACUAACUCCCAGGCAUCUGCCAACGUCACAGCCGGCGGUCUCGGCUUCAACCAUUUGUCACUUCGCAUGAAGAGUGAACGUAACAGGGAACUUAAGUAUGAUGUCUACAUUUACAUCUAAACGUCUACCUGGCACCAUAGUCUUGAACUUUGUAAUUUGUCUAUGAAUGAACGCAAUGUAAUUUUUAUACGGUUCGAGUUACGAGAUAAUAAAAAUCACAGGAUCAUAAAUAUAAAAAUAAAUCCGAAAA
Bicyclus anynana (squinting bush brown) is the source of this 542-nucleotide messenger RNA. RefSeq lists its product as uncharacterized. Lineage: Eukaryota; Metazoa; Arthropoda; Insecta; Lepidoptera; Nymphalidae. Bases 74 to 412 code for a protein of 112 amino acids. The transcript has 2 exons. The record is from RefSeq and is a predicted model, not a curated record.